AUGGCAGUAGCUUUACCGCAUUUUGCUGAAUUUGAUGUUCAUUCGGAUGGUGCAAUCGGCAUUCGUUGGAAGAAAUGGCUCACUCGAUUUAAAAACCUCCUGCUAGCAUUAGACGUAGACGACACUAAAAGACAAAGAGCUCUUUUACCGCACUAUGCUGGAGAAAGCGUGAACGAAAUUUUCGAAACAUUGCCCAACACAGACGCUGGAGAGGACGAAGACCCGUUCGAAAAAGCAGUGACGGCAUUAACAAACUAUUUUACCCCCAAGAAAAAUCGAGAAUACGAAGUAUACGUCUUUCGUAAGGCCAAGCAAGAAAAUGGCAAAAACAUUUUUGCAUUUCACACACGUCUGCGACAACUAGCGAUGAAUGGUGAGUUUGCUGACACCGACAGAGAAAUUAAAACCCAAAUUGUGGAAAACUGUCUAUCGCACAAACUUCGUAUGAAAGCGUUACAAAAUCCGGAACUUACCUUAACUCAGCUACUGGAUGCCGGUAAAGUCCCAAGCAGAAACCAUCAAAGAGAAACAAAACGUCAACAAACUGUCGAGGAAAUACACGCGAAGAGCUUUGAAACAAAAUCAAAAUGGCAGGCAUGUUGACAGAAAUUCUGAUGGCGCGAAAACAGCCGACCGGAAUUUCGUACUCAGCGAAAGUAGAAAUGCCGGAACUGUGGUAAAGGAUACCCACACCCGGGCGGAAAAACGUCGUGUCCUGCCUAUGGAAAAAGUUGUCGAAGCUGUGGAAAGCAAAACCACUAUGAAGCCGUGUGUAGAUCGAAGAAACUCAACAAGAAACGGGAUAUUAAAACUCAAAAGCCACGGCACAACGUUCAAAACUUUGUUGAUGAAAACUCCAGCUCUGAAGACUCAGACGAAGAUGGCUAUGCAUUUUCUGUGAACAGUACCGGUAAGGAACGAUCGCAACCAAUGUUCAACAUUGUCAUUCACAAAACUCCAAUGACAAUUAUGGCUGAUUCUGGUGCCAGCGUAAAUGUGUUAGAUGAAAAAGACUACCAAGCCCUAUCCAAGCGUCCCGAGCUUCAAACAACAAAGGUGAAGAUACAUCCCUACAAGUCCAACAAGUCAUUAAAAGUCUUGGGAAAUUUCAACAUGAAGUGCGUGGAAGACAAACUCUACGUAGUCCAGGGAUCCGGUGGUUCGCUUCUUAGCUGGAAGACAUCGCAAGAACUUGGACUCUUGAAAGCGGUGCACAACGUCAAUGAUGAUAGCUCCCCAACAACCGAGAAGCUGAUCAAGGAAUACGACGAACUAUUGCAUGGACUCGGAAAAUUGAAAGGGUACCAGAUUAAACUCCACAUUGACAAGAGUGUUCCGCCAGUCGCACAACCUCACCGCAGGGUUCCGUUUCACGUACGUCAGCAGUUAGAGGAACAACUCAAGCGAGACGAGGAACUCGGAGUUAUCGAGCGCAUCGAAGGCCCCACACCAUGGGUAUCGCCUAUCGUAGUGGCACCCAAACCAAAGUCUCCUGGAAAGGUUCGCGUAUGUGUAGACAUGCGUCAAACAAAUCAGGCCAUCAAAUGGGAACGCCAUGUAACGCCUACAAUCAAAGAGAUCAUUGGUGACUUGAACGGUGCCAAAGUUUUCAGCAAAUUAGAUUUAAACCAAGGAUAUAACCAACUCGAGUGAGCGCCGGAGUCACGGUAUAUCACCACUUUUGGCACACAUCUGGGACUAAUGCGAUAUAAUUUAUAUAUUUGGUAUUUCGAGCGCAGCCGAAAUUUUUCAGAAUGUAAUUCGUGAAACUCUCGAAGGCAUCCCCGGAGCUCUCAACAUUAGCGACGACAUUCUGGUGCUUGGAAAGACGCAGAGCGCCCACGAUCAAAGUCUGGAAGCGGUCUUCCAGAGGCUCAAAGAGCGCGGUCUAACAUUGAACAAGCACAAGUGCGAGUAUGGCAAAGACAAGCUCGAGUUCCAUGGUUAUGUCUUCUCGGGAGAUGGUACUGCACCAGACCCUAAGAAAAUUGACGACAUCGUCAACCUACAGACACCAACAUCUGCAUCCGAAGUCCGAAGCCUAUUGGGAAUGACCAAUUAUUGUUCCAGAUUUAUCCCGGACUAUGCAGCCAAGACCGAACCAUUACGCAAGCUGACCCGCCAGGAUCAACCUUGGGAGUGGACAUCGCAGCACGACAGCGCGGUUGACCAACUGAAAGAAGCCUUGGUGAAUGCACCGGUUACGGCGUACUUUGAUCCAACCAAAGAUACUGAAAUCUCGGUCGACGCCAGUCCUGCUGGGUUAGCUGCCAUUCUCUCGCAAGUGGACAGAAAGACCGGUACCCACCACAUCGUCACCUAUGCCAGUCGUCCCUUGUCUGAGACAGAGCAGCGUUACAGCCAGACAGAACGCGAGGCCCUUGCCGUCGUCUGGGCCUGCGAACAUCUUCAUCUGUACAUAUACGGAAAGCCUGUGACAAUCUAUACCGAUCACAAGCCUCUAGUGUCCAUCUAUGGCAACCCAAGUUCUAAACCUCCUGCAAGAGUGGAGAGAUGGGCUCUCCGACUUCAGCCUUACCAACUGACAAUCCGUUACCGAAAAGGAGAAGAAACCCCGCAGAUUACUUGUCACGCCACCCUUCCAAACAACCAACCACAGCUAGCCGAGAACAGAAGAUCGCAGAAGAGUACGUUAAUUACAUCACCGUGACCUCAACCCCAAAAGCACUAACGGUCCAGGAAAUUGAAGAAGCUACCAAAGCUGAUGCGACCUUGCAAGCAGUAUCCAAGGCAAUCGAGACAGGUAAUUGGCAAGAAGGACCUAAGCAAUCGGAUGUGGACAGCGUAGCUUAUACCGCGUGGCAGAAGGUAAAAGAGGAGUUGUCAGUAGGUGUGACAGCCCAGAUAAUUCUUCGAGGAACAAGAAUAGCUGUUCCCAGAAAACUACAAGAGCGUGUAGUAAACUUAGCACAUAAAGGACACCAAGGAGUUGUGAAGACAAAGUCACUUCUGCGUGAAAGGUAUGGUUCCCUAGCAUCGACAAGUUGGUAGAAAAGAAAGUCGAGUCUUGUUGUGCGUGUUUGAUCUCAACUCCAGAGUCUAAACGUGAACCUCUCAAAAUGUCUCCACUACCGAAAGCUCCAUGGUCAGAAGUUAGCAUGGAUUUCGCGGAGCUUCCAAACAGCGAGUAUCUCCUGAUAAUUACAGAUGACUAUUCAAGAUAUCCGGUUGUCGAAACGGUCAAGUCUACUUCUGCCAACACGGUGAUUCCGAGGGUAGGCAAAAUGUUCUCUGAAUUUGGAAUACCUGACGUAGUAAAGACAGACAACGGACCCCCUUUUAACAGCCGUGAAUUUCAGUCGUUUGCGCAGACUCUCGGUUUCAAGCAUCCAAAGAUCACUCCUCGAUGGCCAAGAGCAAAUGGUGAAGUCGAGCGAUUCGUGAGAACGAUAAAGAAGGUGGUCAAGACGGCGACAGUAGAGCACAAGAACUGAAAACAGGAGAUGCAUCGUUUCCUCAGAAACUUCAGAGCAACUCCUCACACAACGACAAAAGUUCCCCCAGCAACCGCAUUGUUUGGUCGGGCACUAAAAACAAAGUUAUCUGAGUUAAAAAAGACUUUGCAAGACCCAGCAGUUGAGGGAAAUGAUCGCAAGGCGAAGUCGAGGAUGAAGAGAUAUGCUGAUUCCAAAACCUAUGUUCAACCCUCAACAAUCCAGGAAGGCGAUACAGUGUUCGUCAAGCGUGACGAUUCGAAGAGAAAGAGAGAUACACCCUACCGACCUGAUUCAUAUGUCGUUGUACAGAAGAAAGGAUCCAUGGUGACAGCAAGAAAUAACAACGCAACGAUCACCAGAAAUUCUUCGU
Paramuricea clavata is the source of this 3828-nucleotide messenger RNA. Lineage: Eukaryota; Metazoa; Cnidaria; Anthozoa; Malacalcyonacea; Plexauridae. The record is from the annotation of a GenBank genome assembly.